Sinocyclocheilus anshuiensis is the source of this 5552-nucleotide messenger RNA. It is a transcript of the gene fnip1, whose product is annotated as folliculin interacting protein 1. The coding region runs from base 640 to 4029 and encodes 1129 amino acids. Gene Ontology annotation, cellular component: cytoplasm. The transcript is spliced from 18 exons. NCBI's taxonomy places the organism in Eukaryota, Metazoa, Chordata, Actinopteri, Cypriniformes, Cyprinidae. Gene Ontology annotation, molecular function: ATPase inhibitor activity; protein-folding chaperone binding. The record is from RefSeq and is a predicted model, not a curated record.
GAAAUCAGUGUCGUGAAUCGUAUCACAUCUUGAGUUGAGUGAAUCGUUAUAUUCCUACUUAUGAGCUGAACGUGGUGUCAGUCUUAAUUUUACACUUGACUAACAUUUCUGGCUUUCGAUGGAUUCGAUCACUGCAGAAAAUGAAGUGUGUGUGUGUUGUAAGGCUGGUUUAGUGACGGAUGCUGUAAGUUGAUGUGCUGUUGACCAGCAGCUGUGCGCAUUCACAGAGCUUGAGCUAUUAUUGUCCUCGCUGGACUCCAGUAGGCUCUGCUUGAGCGAGCUGACAGGAAUGUGGCCUGGAAACAUUCCCACCGCAUGCAUUCAAAUACGACCCCAGCUAGUGGACAAGAAGUGCGUCACGGUCUGGAUGGAUUCUUUAUGUAAAGGCCGCUCGCUCCCAACACGUUCAGACGCUGACCUCUGCUCACAGGGAGUCCGAAGGGGGCUAGCCUCUCUAUGCCCACAUCACAGUUUCUUCAGUUUCACCGCGUCCAGCGGCGCGUCUUCAUGUCUUUGUCCGGCGCUGUCCAGCUCGACAUGGAGGUCACCUGACAGUCUCAUGUUGUUUUGUGAAUUUAGUUCAUUGCUAUUCUUAGCAGCGCUCUGUGCUGAGGAAGAGCGAGCCGCGGGCUGGGGAGGAUGGGAACGCGCACGGGUGCAAAUGCUCCGAUGCCCAGCUGGUCGUCACCGGAGCUGGACCCCAGCCAGAUCCGUCUCAUCGUCUACCAGGACUGUGAGCGGCGCGGCAGGAACGUCCUUUUCGACUCGGAUGCCAGAAAGAGAAGCAUGGAAGAUGCCCCGGUCACGAGGGUGUGUGGAGAGGCACAGGCGAAGAUGUUUGGGAAGUGUUGUCAGCUGAGGCCUACAGGCGGCAGCUCCAGUUCUCUGGACAGCAGCUCGUCCUGCGCCUCCGAGCCCAAAGAACAAAACCGCUUCCAGGGCUCCUCACGGUGCUCAUCAGACGCUAACAUGCUCGGAGAAAUGAUGUUCGGCUCGGUGGCCAUGAGCUACAAAGGCUCAACGCUGAAGAUCCACCAGAUAAGAUCUCCUCCGCAGCUGAUGCUCAGUAAAGUGUUUACAGCGAGAACGGGCGGCAGCGUCUACGGCAGCCUGAACACACUGCAGGACAGUUUAGAGUUCAUCAGUCAGGACUCCGGCGCGCUGCGGCCCGAGCAGAACACUGCCGCCAAUGGCUUCCUGGGCAGCAUAGGUUUCUCUCAGCUCUGCAGCCCGCGCCGGGCGCUCUCAGAGCAAGGCCCUCUCCGUCUCAUCAAGAGUGCCUCUUUCUUUUCAGGACACAGUAACCCCAUGGACAUGCCAGGCCGAGGACUGUAUGAUGACAGAGACAGCGGCAUCGCCCGCUCCGCGUCUUUAAGCAGCCUGUUGAUCACCCCGUUUCCAUCGCCGGGCUCCUCUCUCACCAGCAGCUGUGCAAGUAGCUACCAGCGGCGCUGGUUACGCAGCCAGACCACCAGCUUGGAGAACGGUGUCUUCCCUCGAUGGUCUGUGGAGGAGAGCUUCAACAUGUCUGAUGAGAACAGCGGGCCGAGUCUGGGCGUUGCCAGGAAGAAGAAGAUCGCUAUCGGUGUCAUCUUCCUGCUCUCGCCCAACGAGGAAGAAAACGCCAAGUUCCAGGACUUUUUCUUCUCUCACUUUCCGCUGUUUGAGAGUCACAUGAACAAACUCAAAAGUGCCAUUGAGCAGGCUAUGAUACUGAGCCGCAGAUCAGCUGAUGCCAGCCAGAGAGCUUUGGCUUACAGUCGCAUGGUGGACGGCCUCAAUGAGUUUAGGACGACCAUCUGCAACCUGUACACCAUGCCACGUGUGUCUGAGCCUGUCUGGCUCACCAUGAUGUCCGGUCCACCUGAAAAGAACCAGCUUUGUGGCCAGUUCAUGAGGGAGCUGGCCCUGCUCAUGGAGCAAGCCUCCAAGAACCAAUUCCUCCCAGCGCUUCUCACUGCGGUUCUCACAAACCAUCUCGCUUGGGUUCCCACGGUCAUGCCCAACGGUCAACCACCCUUAAAGAUCUUCCUGGAGAAGCACUCCUCACCGAGUGUGGACAUGCUGGCGAAAACACAUCCCUACAACCCACUCUGGGCACAGCUUGGUGACCUGUACGGGUCAAUCGGCUCACCUGUGCGUCUGUCCCGUACGGUGGUGGUUGGCAGACGACAGGAGCUGGUGCAGCGUCUUCUCUAUGUGCUGACCUACUUCAUCCGCUGCUCAGAGUUACUGGAAACGCACCUGCUGGAGAGCGCCGUGGACGAGGCCAUCGUGAUACCCGGCUCGCUCAUCACUACGUUGCUGCGCCGCGGAGAGGUGGAGGAGUCCGACUACGUGCUGGUCACCGUGCACAAGCCGAGCCAAGACUACCUGUCUCCGGGUGCCGAGGCAGAGGACGGCUACCCCUCUGAUGACAACAGCUUACAGAGCAGCACGUACAUGGACACAGAGGCCCCAGACGAGCACAAGCGUCCGCAUCCCACCAUACCAGAGGCAGACCUCGUCAGAGACGUGCCCGUUUGCAGAGAGGCGGGGAGUCCACAGCUCGAGACUCGACUGGAAACCGUGGUCAAAGUCGGCUCCAACUCGCCGUGCGAGAGAAGAGCCUCGCUCGAGGUUCAAGGGGAUGUGCGGCCCGAGGUGGAAUCUGGUGGCGUGCCCAUCAGGAUCUUCCAUCCAUCAGAUAUCCUGCUAGAGAAGAAGCCCCCUGACAAGAGCUUUGAUAACGCCGGGAACGAACCCUCCGCUAAAGUCACAUUCCUCAUCGGAGACUCGAUGUCUCCUGAAUCUGACAUGGAGAGUCGACAGCAAAAGCUGGAGGAGGAGAUCAAGAAACACAAGAAGCUUCUCAAAGACAACCAGCAGAAGCAGUGUAACGGUGAGGCUAAACUUCAAGUGGACCAAAUCAAGACCAACGACAGCAAAACAGGCUCGUUUGUAUCGUCCUUCACUAGCAAGACGUCUCAGUGGUGUCCAAGAGUGCAAGGGGACUGCGUGGACAUGUUUGACGAGUAUUUCAGUGAUGACAAUCCAGUGGAGACGAGGACUAUUGGUGAUGUCUACCAAACAAAUGCACAAACGGGGAUGAAAGGCAUAGGAAAAGAUGCCCCAAACCUGCAAGGCUGCCAAGUUAGGGCGCACAGACAGACCUGCAAGCGGCUGGACAAAGACGGGUGUAAGUGCGACGCAGGAGACGUCAGCGCGGGCUGCUGUAAAACCUGCUGCUCUGCCGAGCAGGACAAGGGGAUCGAGAUGUCGCUGAGUGUCCCUUCACAAGGCACCGUUGGGGAGAAAAAGAAAGUCCCGCUGAACGACUGGGAGAUCCCACGCAACGAGAGCUCGGACAGCGCGCUGGGGGACAGCGAGAGCGAGGACGCUGGACAGGAGCUGCCCAGGCAAGAGCCCGAUGGGCUGUUUUACGGUGACGAGCAGACCGACUGGCAGGAUGAGCUCGAGGUGCCUUUACCUGGGGCGAAGCUGGUGGAGAACUACUCUAAACCGAGCAUUGCCAACUUUGGGAGGUCGCUGUUCGGAGGAUACUGUCCUACGUACGUCCCAGACUUUGUUCUGCAUGGAGCCCCCAAUGAUGAGAAACUGAGGCAGAACCUGGUGUCGGAUCUGGCCCAUGCUGUGCAGCAUCCUGUGCUGGAUGAGCCCAUCGCGGAGGCCGUCUGCAUUAUCGCAGACACCGAUAAGUGGAGUGUGCAGGUGGCCAGCAGCCAGAGACGACCCUCCGACAAGCUGGGUAAAGAGGUGCUCGUGUCCAACCUCGUAUCCAACCUGCUCCAGUCCACCUACCAGCUCUACCGACUCAACCUGUCUCCAAACUUCUGUAUAAUGCAUCUGGAGGACCGGCUGCAGGAACUCUACUUCAAGAGCAAAAUGCUGGCCGAGUACUUGAAAGGACAGACCAGGGUGCAUGUGAAGGAGUUGGGCAUGGUUCUAGGGAUCGAGUCUAACGACCUGCCCCUGCUAGCGGCCACAGCGAGCACACACUCGCCGUACGUGGCCCAGAUUCUCCUGUAGGCCACAUGGAGAGCGAGAGAGACUCCAUUCCCCCGCCGGCAGAUGGGUUGGGUCCUCCAGGUUCGGUACGCCUGGACGGGGCCCCUCGAAGCCCUCUGAGACUCCUGGAGCAGGGAGGCCGUUGAGUUGGUGUUCAUUGGGAACAGUCUCCGGGUGAGCAGACUGCAGGACAGACGAUCAGCCACUAGAUGGCGGCCGAGCUGCAAUGAUCGAAACCCAGAGGUUCCCGAGAAGUGACCUGGGAAUAUCCCUUAUCCACAAUUGACACAUGGAGUAUAUUUUUUAAUUCCAUAAACCGCAUUUUGUUUUAUUUCUUGUUCCUUUACACAGUGUAAGAAUGUAGAAGCCAAAGAAGAUAUCCAAGCAGCCCUUGCAUACAUCAAGAACAAAUACUGAAGCUGUUCAUGGCACCUUCUUCAAAUCAGUGUAGGAAGCAAAGACUUGGUUAUAAAAUCAGUUUUAUGAUUUUAAAUGAAUAUAUCAUGGACUGUUCUCAAUCGAUUGUGGCAGUGAGUGAUCACGCAAUAUUCCUUUCUGUGUGUUUACAAGCAAGCUUACCCUGUCGUGUCCAGUUGAAAAUGAGCUCUACCUCAAACCUUCAGUAUCACACACACAUCUAACAUGCUAAAUUAAACAUUUGAGGUAAAGUUUUCAUUUUUGGUUUUCAGUCACCCAAUAAAGAUGAAACCAUGGCACGAUUUCCUAAGAAUGAGAUCUGAGAAUUACAUUUUUAAUUAUUUUUUUGGGAAGCGUCACUUUAGCCGUAACAGAAGUGUUUACCUGUCCCGUGGAAAUUAUUAAGAGAUUUAUUUCUAUUUGAAUAGUCCUUUAGACAGGACAUGCUGUGUGAUGCGUUUUAAGGAAUAAUUUGGUCAAGAGAAAUGCGAUGGUCACCAAUCACUACGUUGGGAUUUGUGCUGGACCCUUUUUUAACACUGAUCCAGGGACAUUCAACAAUCAUCUUUUGUUUUCAGGAUUGAAAUGCUGAAUCUUUUUCAUGUCUCUUCUUAGCUUGCAGACAGAUUGUUUACCGAUGGAAUAACAGAGAAAUGGAUGAAAAAUGAACAUGCAGUGAUUUAAUGCAAGCAUUCAAUCAGUUAAUGACUUGCAUAGAUGUUUAUGAUUGGUUGACUUGCUUUGUCUUUGGGUCAAACCAUACAUCUAAGUCUUAAAGGACAAAAAAAAAAAAAAAAAAAAAAAAAAGGCUUUGCGGGGGGUUCCAGAAAAACAGGCUUUGCGAGGUGUUACAGGUUAUUUUAGCUGUUUAAAACAUGUACGAGUUGCUUCAGUGGGAAACAUUUUGUAUUUUAAAAAAAAAUCUAUGUCCAUUUGUAUUCUCCAGAAUGUGUAUUUAUAUCUUAGCAUUUAAUUUAUUUACUUGGCAUGCAUUGCUAAAUGUUAGCUGUAUAUACUGCAUAGAGUUUCUUCGUGUAUUUGUACAUAAUGCCUCUCUUUUUGACCUUAUCUUUGUUUCCCAGUUUUUAUGGGAAUAUUGUGCAAUAAAUAUGCCAGCAUUACAAUUA